AUGCCGCCUUCUAUUCUCUCUAAGUCGACCAAAAUAAAAGUAGGGAUACAUAACGUCUACAUAGAUAGAUUCCUCACAUCCGGCGGUUACGCACACGUCUACAUCUGUACAUCUAGCACGCCAAUAAACAACACAUACAAGCAUGUACUGAAGAGAAUAGCUGUUGAUAACCUAGAUGAUCUCAAAUUAGUUGGAAAUGAAGUUGAAAUUAUGAAAUUGCUUUCGAAUUCAUCGAACAUCGUCAAUCUCAUAGACGCAGCAGCCUAUAAGUUACCCCAGGGUGGACAUGAAGUCUUCAUUCUAAUGGAAUAUUGCUCAGGCGGUGCACUGAUUGACCUAAUGAACAGACACCUGAAGACGCGUCUGACAGAAUCUCAGAUAUUGGAUAUCUUCGUCGCUGUUACAGACGCAGUCGCUCAUAUGCACUCCUUGUCAAUUCUCCAUAGAGAUCUUAAGAUAGAGAACAUACUCCAGUCAGGUCCAAAGUCUUUUAAACUAUGCGAUUUCGGUUCAGCUACUCACCUAAAACCAAACUAUAAACCCUCAAAUUUGGAUGAAAUAAAAGCUCUCGAAGCUGACCUUAACAAACACACGACAAUUCAAUAUAGAGCACCCGAAAUGGUUGACCCAUACCAGUGUAGAAUUAUAGACGAAAAAGCUGACGUUUGGGCACUCGGUGUUCUAUUAUACAAACUCUGCUAUUAUACCACUCCAUUCGAGCAGAAUGGUCCACUCGCUAUCCUCAACGUACAGUAUACCAUACCAAAUUAUCCCCUCUAUUCGUCAUCUCUGAACACACUUAUUUCAUCCAUGCUCCGCGAGCAAUCCAGUCAGCGUCCAUCUGCAGUUGAAAUUCUCAAGAGAGUACAUCAAAUGCGUGGAACAAUGCAUGAAUUCAAACCACCACCUUCAAAACCCGUCAAGCAACCAUCACCUAUGCCUAUCAAGACAGGAAGACCUCUUCAGAGUCCAACUAAGAGUCCUUCGAAGGUCCCAGCCAAGCAGGAAGCUAUACACACCAAACCAAGCCAUUUCCUUUCUCCUUCUGACGUAACACCUCAACGGAGAGGUAGACCUAUAAAACUCAAAACGGGAUCAUCUAUACAGCAGCCACAUAGAGAGAAGACAGACGACCCUUGGGAAAUCAAAGAGGUGUCGUCUAAACAACUUCUCCAACCAAAAAUGUCGAAAUCCUUGCCUAACCAUCUCAAAGAUUUGCCGAAGAACCACCCAGUUGACCCAGAAUUCAAAAAUGUUGCAGCACGCUUUCCAGAUUUGGACGCCUUUGGUGAUCAAUUUGAGAACCGCUCAAAGAAAGACAUCUUAAUAGAUGUGGAUGUGAAGAGUACGACUGAUCCACAGGAAGAAAGCCCUGAUGGGCUUGUAAUUGAGGAGAUCCUCCCUCGUCAUCUUCGUGUACCGAAAGAUGUGGCCAUGAUAGGCCAGGAGAAUACCAGCAAUGGUGUUAAUUUGAUGGAUAAUAUGGACGUACCUCCAAGCAAGGAACAAUCACCACCUUCUUCCGAUGACGAACCGGAAGAUAUUGAGUAUUCAGUUGGUAGACAAUACACUCAACAGACGACUGAUCCUCUAAGUAAUCUCCAAUCACUCAAGGAUGAGCUGAGCUAUCCCCUCACGAGUAACCAGGAAGAAGAUAAAACUGAAAAGCAAAAUGAUAAGCAAGAGGAAAGCAAAGCUUCGCAAAAUGAAAAGCCAAGUAGACAGUCAAGUGUACAACCAAGUGUACAACCAAGUGUACAGCCAAGUGUGCAGUCAAAUGGACAUCAAAUUAAGCAGCAAAAUGUGCAAAACAAUAGACACCAAAGUGGACAAACUGCUAAAUCUAAUUUGCAAUUGUUGGUCGAAAAGGACGAGGAGCGCUCCAAGCUGCAGUCCGAGAAACUUCCUUCUCCAGUUAUACAGGAUGAUGCUGAAAGUUAUGACUCCAAUAAGCAGGAAGAGAUCAUAGACAAUCAAACCAGUAAACCAGAUAAACCUAGUAAACCAAUUGGACUCAAAGUCGGUAAUCUGAUUGAUGUGUCCCCACCUGAUACACCUGCCGCUGAAAAGAAGUCGGAUAAGCUUAUAGAUAUCUCAGAACCAUCGUCGCCUGUUCAGCCAGAUGCGCCUACUAUUCAAAUUCAUGAGCAGAGUCCUGAGCCGGAAAAACUCAUAGAUAUCUCACCAACAGAGCCAGAACCAGAACGAAAGGUCAGAACUUCGACAUCCGCAAGUCCGCUUGUCGAUAGCGUGAGUAAGAAGGGCGCAACAUUACCAAGAAGACAUAGUCUUCAGGUGAAGCAGCAUCAGCGUUCAACAUCGAUUGGGAAUGUAGUAAGCAAGUUUGAGAACUUGGAAGCGACUGCGAAAGAGAAGAAAACAGGACCUGCUAUAUCACCAAAACCAAUCGUAUUAGCGAAGAGUCGUCCGAAGACGAUGUACUUUAAGGAAGACGAAAGUGAAGAAAAAUUCCCUGGGGUUGCGGCUAGAAUAAAACAAUGGAGUAAACAAUGAAUAAGGGUGUAGAUAUUUUUCUAUAUAUUUUAAAUGAUGUAUUAC
Molecule: messenger RNA, 2559 nt
Organism: Wallemia mellicola CBS 633.66
Lineage: Eukaryota; Fungi; Basidiomycota; Wallemiomycetes; Wallemiales; Wallemiaceae
Product: kinase-like protein
Exons: 6
Coding region: 1-2514 (837 amino acids)
Biological process (GO): actin cortical patch assembly; peptidyl-threonine phosphorylation; protein autophosphorylation
Cellular component (GO): cytoplasm
Molecular function (GO): ATP binding; protein serine/threonine kinase activity
Source: RefSeq, a predicted model, not a curated record